AUGAGUGACUUAGAUGAGAUCUUUGGUUUCUUGUUCGCCGCCGGUGACGGCGGCAGCAGCGACACCGACGGACAUGGCAACGCGCAGCCGCCGAGACCGAUUCAACCUUUCGCUGAGCCUUCAUCCUCAGACCAAGGCAUGUGCCCUCCGGCGGCGGCCACUCUGACUGAACUGGGCGUGGGUUUGCCGAUGUCCCCAGAUGGCUUAGUACUCUUGGAGAGUUUAUUGGGCCAGCCGGAGUUUCCGGACUCCGGAAUCGAAUCCGCCGGCAUGCCGGAGUUGGGCGGGGCUGAUUCAGCCGGUAGGAGGGACCCGCUCAAGGGGAAGGCUCCACAAGCUGAAGAGGCUACCGUUAAUCAGGAAGCAAAGGUUUCAAGUAAAGACAUGGGAAAACGGCGCCGGAAGAACGCCGAUAAGCACAGAGAAUCAGAAAGAAAACGAAGACUGAACUUCAAGAGAAAAAUCAAAACUCUGAAAUCACUUGUCCCAAGCUCGGAAAAGGACGACACGGCAUCUAUACUUGAUGAAGCCCUAAAAUACAUGAAAUCACUUAAACUUCAGGUUGAGCAGAACGCUCAGUUUGUGCCCAUGGGAAGGAUGAACCAAGGAAUGUGCCAAGCAACAAUGGCAAGUGUUCCUCUUUAUCCUUCUUCUCAUGCACUUCCUCAUCAAUAUCCCUCUCCUUCAGUUGCUCCAACUCUGCCAUGGCCGCUCCCAGCGCCGUAUCUUCCAGGAACUGCAGUUCAGUUGCCUCAUGCCCCGUUUAGCCAGCAGCACGGAGGUUUCUAUUCGCCGUCCAACCUCUUCCCUCUGCCAUCCACAAGUCUUCGGACGUGGUUGCAGGAGCAGCAGGCGCCUGAGCUAAACAAGGUUCGUAAGUUCAUGAUCAAGAGUUUCAGAGCUAAGUUGGUGGCUUGUAUGGCUGCAUCUUAA
This is a messenger RNA of Nymphaea colorata (pocket water lily), 933 nucleotides long. Its product is annotated as transcription factor PHYTOCHROME INTERACTING FACTOR-LIKE 13-like. Gene Ontology annotation, molecular function: protein dimerization activity. The coding region runs from base 1 to 933 and encodes 310 amino acids. NCBI's taxonomy places the organism in Eukaryota, Viridiplantae, Streptophyta, Magnoliopsida, Nymphaeales, Nymphaeaceae. The transcript is spliced from 5 exons. The record is from RefSeq and is a predicted model, not a curated record. Gene Ontology annotation, cellular component: nucleus.